AUCAGAGAUAUCGAAAAAUAUUCGAGGGGAAAAAAACAAGAGCAGAGAAACGUCGCGCAAGACGGUCCGAUAAUCCCCAAAUUCGCAAAGAUUUUUUUUGAAAAGGCAGGCGAUCGAAACCUCCACCCUGAUAGCUCAGGAACCCACGUUCAAUUCCCUCCCCGUCUUCCUGCACUCAGUGAUUGA
Penicillium hordei is the source of this 186-nucleotide messenger RNA. RefSeq lists its product as uncharacterized. The transcript has 2 exons. The record is from RefSeq and is a predicted model, not a curated record. Lineage: Eukaryota; Fungi; Ascomycota; Eurotiomycetes; Eurotiales; Aspergillaceae. The annotation marks the transcript as partial.